Molecule: messenger RNA, 723 nt
Organism: Acipenser ruthenus (sterlet)
Lineage: Eukaryota; Metazoa; Chordata; Actinopteri; Acipenseriformes; Acipenseridae
Product: glutathione S-transferase kappa 1-like
Exons: 2
Coding region: 225-515 (96 amino acids)
Source: RefSeq, a predicted model, not a curated record
AUUCCAGGUUUCACUACAAGCUUGAUUAGCGACAGUGUAUAGGUAGCAAGCUCAGUUGUGUCUUAUUAAAGUCAUAGUAAAACCAGGAAUGCAUCACACUGCUAUGCAAUGGGAGUCUCAUUUCCAUCUCUGAUGUCACACAGUGCUUACAGUGCAUGUAGUGCUCAUGGUGAUCCACUUUCUCUUUGUGAUCCUGACGGCUCUGAUUGUGUGGCAGGGGAUGAAUGUCUCAUGCUCGGGGUCUCUGUCUGUGUUCUUCUCUGUAUGUUUCAGGUAACAAGCCCCCAGGAUUGGUCCCCAAUAAGCCCUUGUACAUGACGAAGAACCUGCAGAGACUCGCCUCCUACUGCAAAGUGCCGAUCCAGGCUGCCAGCAACCCCUUCGAAGCCAUGUUUGAGAAAGGAAGCCUGUCUGAGAUGCAGUUUGUGACAGUGGUGGAGGAGAAUCUGGACCAAGACAUCACCACCCCAGAGUCCCUGCAAGAGGUGAGGGGUGGCUGGCUCACCGCCACCUAGUGUCUGGGCUGAGCUACUGCGCUGCAUUCUCAAGGACUUGUAUGUUUUCUGUGUUUUAGUGUUAUAGGAAUAAUUACACAGAAUGGCUUAAAUUGCAAAGUGUUUGAUGUAAUAUUUGAAUCAAAUAAAAUGACUGCAGGGGAUUUUGUUAAACACAUGAUUACAUCAUCCAUAAUCUGCAAAUACAGAGUUUGGCCUUUUGUGUGUG